AUGAUAUCACUGCACGAUGUAAAUGCGGCCGUGGCAGCGUUUGCGGAGCGCGAGGGAAUCAGGGAGGCGAGGAGGGCGCGACGAGAGGCGGAGGAGGCGGCUGUGGCCGUGGCGGGAGCCAGAGAGUUGGCAUCGUCGAUGCGUGCGCUUCUGGACCGCUUCGCGGCCGCCACCGGAGGGGAGACGGAGGAAUCGGCCCGGGCGUUGGAUGCGGCGAGUGCGUUUAUGUUGGAGGAUGCGGCGCAUGCCUUUGCGUUGGAUGCGGCGAGCGACAUCUUCCCGCUCUCGCUUCGUGCCGAGCUGACUCAAGCUUCCGACGCGCUCCAGCACGCUCAGCUGCUAGGCGCUGGGCGUGAGGCGGCAGCGCGCGAGGCGGUAGCGCGCGAGGCGGCUGAGCACACCGCAGAGCGUUCGGCACUCGAUCGGGCGGCGGAGCGGGCAGCGAAGAGCGAGAAGGCCGCUGCCGCAGCGCUGCGUGCAGCAGCCGCGACGGCCGCACACCGGGCCGCCGCAGAAGCACAGGGUGGAGCUGAGCGCGAGGCGGCCGAAGCGGCAGCUGCCGCGGCCGAAGCGGCAGCGAGCUACAACGAGGCGCCUGCAAGGCUCGACCAAGGGUCGUCCUCUUCGGCUGCAGAGGCGCCGGCUGCGAAGGAGGCGGAGCCGCCGCACGACUUCGUCUGUCCGAUCACGACCGAGGUGAUGAGCGACCCGGUGAUGGCGGCGGACGGGCAUGCCUACGAACGGUCGGCGAUCGAGCGCUGGCUCGCGACCAAGUCGACGAGCCCGCUGACGGGCGAGGAGCUCGACUUCACUCGGCUCUUCCCCAACCACACGCUUCGGCGGCAGAUUGGCGAGUGGCACGAGGCGCAUGCGGGACGGUAG
This is a messenger RNA of Emiliania huxleyi CCMP1516, 882 nucleotides long. RefSeq lists its product as hypothetical. Lineage: Eukaryota; Haptophyta; Isochrysidales; Noelaerhabdaceae. Bases 1 to 882 code for a protein of 293 amino acids. The transcript is spliced from 2 exons. Gene Ontology annotation, biological process: protein ubiquitination. The record is from RefSeq and is a predicted model, not a curated record. Gene Ontology annotation, molecular function: ubiquitin-protein transferase activity.